Molecule: messenger RNA, 1854 nt
Organism: Cicer arietinum (chickpea)
Lineage: Eukaryota; Viridiplantae; Streptophyta; Magnoliopsida; Fabales; Fabaceae
Biological process (GO): translation
Cellular component (GO): ribosome
Molecular function (GO): structural constituent of ribosome
Source: RefSeq, a predicted model, not a curated record
CUUCCUUCUUUUCUUCAAACUUUAACACUAUCUAAGCCGCUUUGAGAUAAAUGAACUGUAAAUAAAAACCCUAGUCUCAGAAAAACCCCUUCUCCGUCUCCUCCACCACCAGCCAUGGCGCUUCUUCUCCGCCUGAAAACAACAAGACCAAAAACCACCAACACUCUCACUAAUCCACCUUCUCUCCACCACCUCUUCUCCACCUCCAACACCGGCGGCGACGGCGGCGAUAAACCUCCUUCCGAUUCCAUCCCGUCCUUUUCCUUUUCUGACUCUUUUAGAGAUCUCAAAAGCUCCCUCAAACAAAAACCAACCUCGAAACCAGUCUCUUCUCUGUUAUCUUCUUCAAAUCCUCAAGAGCAUUCUUUGAGCGGUGAAAUCAUGAAGAACAUCCAGGGUUUCCGUAACCGAACAGCUGUUCCAAUUCCCGAGAAUCAGAAGAAGCCAAUCUCGUUUCAGGAGAUUUACAGCAAAAUUCAGAAUCGUCCUGGCGAAUCCGCCGGGAAUACCAGUUCGAAACCCUCGAAAUCCCCAGGCGGCGGCAUCGGAGAAGGAAAUUUCGACGCGAUUCGCGGAAGCCUAAGUCAGUUGAAAGGAACAAUUGCAAAUCCUUCAUUACCGAAAUGGAGACCUUCACCGAGUUCGAAGGUGAUCGGUGGGACGAAUCCUUUGCCAGAGUCGGUUUUCGGAAAGGAGGCGAGGGAAAGAAUAUCAAGGGAACUUGGUGGUUCGGCGAAUUUGUUGAAUUUGCCAGUUAGGUCAUAUAUGCACAAUGAAUUGGGUGAGAAGUUGAAGAAAUUGAGACCUCAGGUGAAAGGAAAAGAAUGGUUUUCUAUUGCUGAAUUGAAUGAGAGGUUAAUGAAAGUGAGGGAAAUGGAUGAAAUUGAAGCUAAGUCCAAAUCUGAUCUCGGAUCGGUAUUAAACUCGUGUUUGAGUAGUAGUCUAGCAUAUAUUCAAAAUCAAGAGGAGGACAACUCAAAGAAAGCUUCAAUGCAAAGAAUUGAUAUGUUGUCCUUGAUGGGUGGGACUCCAACGUACUUGACAAAGCCUCCUAAAGAACAUCUUGUUGAAAAGUAUUUUCAUCCAGAUAACAUGUCCUCCGCUGAAAAGUUGAAAAUUGAACUCACAAAGGUCAGAGAUGAAUUUAAAAUGUCCGAGUCAGAUUGUGGCUCUGCUCGUGUUCAAGUUGCGCAACUCACAACCAAGAUUAAGCAUUUAUCAUCAGUUCUACACAAGAAGGAUGUGCAUUCUCGAAAAGGCCUGAUUGCAAUGGUUCAAAAGAGGAAAAAAUUGCUGAAAUACCUCAGAAGAACCGACUGGGAUUCAUAUUGUUUUGUUAUCUCUAAGCUAGGUCUACGUGAUAAUCCAGAACAUACUUAUAAAUCUAGGACCGGUAAAUCGGGUGAAGUAGCCAAUUAAACAAACCCCAACCUAAACUAAUUGAAAAAAAAGGAGAGAAAAGAACACCCAGCUGAUUUUAUCCAGUCUGAGUGUCUGACUAGCCAGGUAAAUCUAGAUCUGGCCGUUUGUUUUCAACUGAACUGGUGAAGUGGCUGAGUCACUGGUUUUUCAGAUUUGGCUUCUACAACUGUGUUCCAUAUAUCAAUGGCUGAAGAAAUGUGUUGCUCCAUUUUCUUCUUUCUGUACGAGGAUGAGAAUAAUAUUGUGGUCAGCCUAUUUUAUUUUAUUAUUUUUUACUAGAUCUGGAUUUAAUUUAUGACAAUUGUUUAAUUUCCUAUAGGCUCUUUAUUUUGUAGGAUUAUGGUUGUCUUUUCCACCACAAUAUUUCUUGUAUCAUAAUUGGAAAUAGAUAAUUAAGUCAGGAAAUAACUCUGUUUUGGUUCACUUCUCAAA